Molecule: messenger RNA, 7863 nt
Organism: Ruditapes philippinarum (Manila clam)
Lineage: Eukaryota; Metazoa; Mollusca; Bivalvia; Venerida; Veneridae
Exons: 22
Coding region: 582-5981 (1799 amino acids)
Biological process (GO): signal transduction
Cellular component (GO): cell surface
Source: RefSeq, a predicted model, not a curated record
CCAGCUGCACGAAUGAAAACAGCAGAUACAGUACUUGUUCUUUCUUCUGUAACAAUGGUUACGUUCUGAAUGGGACUCAGAGUGCAGAGUGUCAAGAAAAUGGCACGUGGUCCUAUGGUGACGAAGUACCACAGUGCACUUCUGUUGUAUGUGAGGAUCCCCAUCGUUGUUAACGACACUGAUGUUGAAAUAAUUUGUGAUAUGAAUAGAGAGGACAAUGAUACAGACACAACUUUUACACAAUUCGGCAGUGUAUGUUGGAUGCAGUGUCCUAAUGAUUAUCUUCUGAAAAAAAGAUAUUUCUAUUAGCCGACACCAUACAAAAUCUGAACGACAUUGUUAGUAGCUUGAUAGAUUUAAGCGGGCAAGCUCUGUCGGAAUCAAACAAAGCACAGGAAUUAGCUGAUGACCUAGACGAACUUGCAGCCGAGUUAGAAUACAACGCAACUGUUGCUGAAAACCAUACCCUUUCUUUGGAAGCAUCUGUACAAACUGCAGUACUUGAAUUAAAUGAGGUUAAGAAGACAUUACAGGAAACUGAACAAUCACUAGCAAAUAAGCAGCAGGAAUAUGAGACGGCAAUGGAAACAAGUGCAGAGAACGCUGACGACUUACUCGACGAAGUUAUUGCCCUCAACCAAACACUUGUUAAUCUUGAGGGACAAAUUGCAGACCUUCAAUUGAAUCUAGACACCUUAUCUGUCAACUUAGCGAUUGCCCUUAAUGCUUCUAUAACGGCAAGACAAGCUGCUGACCAGGUGUUAGUUGACGCAGAAAACGCUCAAGUGAUAGCAGACGAGAAAAAAGCGAUUCAAGAACAAACGGCUAUCGAUGUAUCUCUUGCAAUUGCCAACUUUAAUAACCAGAAUGCAUAUUCCAGUCUCACGAACAUUAUUGUGUCAUCCUAUGCCAUUUGUAACGCAUCUGGACAGUGGGCAAUACCAGGAGAGCCUUAUUGUCUCGAUAUUCAUUCACCGGAAAUGAAAUGCAUACCUGUAGUUACCCAAUUUCUAAAUGUUGGACAAACGUCCGGUCUUGUCACGUGGUCGGAACCAGAGGUCAGUGAUAAUAGCGGAAAUGUGACAAUUUACAAGGUUUCUGGUCCAUCACCCGGAAGUAAUCUUGCAGUAGGUCAAUAUAUCGCCACCUAUCGAGCUGAAGACGAAACUGGAAACAUGGCACCUGAUUGUAAAAUGGUCAUCAACGUAAAUGUUUACAAGUGUGACGACAUAGUUCCAUUCAUUGAAAAUGAAAAUGUCACUGCUGCGUGUGAGAGUUUUGAACUUGGGAGUAUGUGCACAUUGUCGUGCAUUGACAACCUGGUGUUUGAUGGCACAGCUAACGCUACAUGCAAACAAAACGUAUCGACACUUCAAAUGUACUGGGAUUUUAUUGAUACGCCUAAUUGUACUGAAGCCGAGCUAUGUGCUGAGCCGGAACCACCAACAAAUGGUAUUGUAGAGUGUUUAACAGGAACUACAGACUUUGAAAACGAUACAGCUGGUAACACAACUGUGGACACUGGAAUUACAUGCGUGUUUACGUGUAACGAAAGUUAUAUGCUGCCAUAUAAAACGGACAGCGUGUACAAAUGCAGUGAUGAGGGUGUGUGGGAAUCAGACGACUUUCCAACACAGUGUGUCGAGACUGGCGAGGAGAAAAACACAGAGUAUACAUUUCGCCUGAAGUACCAAAUAAACAACACUUGUAGUACCGAGGACACGGACACAUUCGUGGAAAACUUGCUCGAUAUAAUGGCACAGGAAAUGACGUCAUAUACUGCGUGCAUGAUGGGAUACAUGUGUGCGAUUAGUGAAUCGAACGCACCCGAGUGUAGUGACAUAGAACAAACAGUGACUGUAGAUUUUGCAAUAUCCGUUACAUGCGAAGGAGAAGCUACCAGUUUCCCGCUAGAGGCAUCUUGUGAUCUGCUAAAGAACGAGACAUCGUCGCUAGAAAGUUCAAUAAUAAACAGCGUUGAGGUGGACGGUGUACUUGGAUCAAAUGUUCUCUUAGCAAGACGAUGGCUUCAUGCUCCACAUGUGGUCUUCCCUCAAUGUCCGCCAGGAGCUGUUCUUGUUGGAUCAUACUGUUCCCGAUGCUCUGAGGGAUAUUUCUAUUCCACUGAAACGGAUGCUUGCGCGUCUUGUCCUGUGGGUUUUUAUAGUAACAGCACCGGAAGUAUAAGCUGUACCAAAUGUCCAUCAGGAAGUUCAACUCUAAGCAAGAGUUCAAAAGAAUGCACAGAAAUGUGUUCUCCUGGAAGUUAUUCAAGUUCUGGUUUAGAACCGUGUGCAUGUUGUCGAACAGGCACGUAUCAAUCGGAUUGGGAACAGAACACAUGUAUUAAAUGCCAGACAAACACGUGGACCACUGGGGAAAGAAGUGAUUCUGAACAAGAUUGUGUUGAUUACGAUCUCUAUUUUGAUGCGUUUGUGACUGACAUUAACCUUAUUAAAAUUGACACAAAAGCAAGUGUUGUUUUCUGGAUGAAGUAUUACUACGCAACACAACUUACAUUUGGAAUAUACAAUGCAAACGACGAUCCUGUCUUUCAGCUCGACGUGUCAGAAAGCCCACAAAUAAUAGAUGGAUGGGAUAAUGAACCCUUGGAGGUUACAAUGGAGACGGGAACGUGGAAGAUGUUUGGGUUUACUUGGGAUGCCUCUUCUGGUGACACAAAUGUUGUUAGUGUGUACAGCGAUGGAGAACUAAUAAAGACGAUGGAUCUGUCACAAAUGGAUAGUGCAGACAAGUUGAAAAUGUCUGCCAACAACGGAACGUUUCUUUCGGGUCUAAGUAUAUCAAAUGAGACAUUUGCUGAAGACGAGAUGGCGAACAUGUACGCUGAUUGUGGUAACUCACUUGCUGGGGCAAGCUUUUUUCUAGAUGAUCUUGCCGUGAAAAGACUUCCUGCCAUGAAAUACACUACAUCUACUUGUAGAGCUAGUAACGCCAGCAUAGAAGUGGAUCAUUGUGGCACUCAUCAAUGUCAGAAUAAUGGAGCUUGUGUCACUAAUGACGUUGGAUACACGUGUAACUGUACUGAACAAUAUGGCGGUCCUUUUUGUGAAGAAGAACUAGUUCAUGGAAAAUGGAGUGAGUGGUUUGCGGCAGAAGGAUGUUCAGUAUCUUGCGGUAAUGGUACACAGCUCAUGUACAGAUUUUGCAACAAUCCAACCAAGAGUCAGUACGGCGAUGAUUGCGAGGGAAACAGUACAGAAAUGUUCGAUUGUAUAAACGGGAAGUGUCCUGAGUGUGAGCCACCAGAAGUGGAGAGCGUAGAAACGUGUGACAUCGAAGACGAUACUUGUGAAGCGAAAUGUCCUCCAGGUUACGUAAUGCCACGAGGGCAGGACAAUCAAAUGUUUCUAUGCGGCAUGUCAACAAAUUACGAAUGGUUGCCAUUUAACAGACUUCCUAUAUGCACUGAAAGCAAACGCCCCCAGGGAUACAGUGCCACCAUGGUAUUUACAUUCGUAAAUCCAGUACCUUGUGAAAAGGUGGAAGCAGUAUUAGCAAUUAUGACGAAUCUGACAAAUUCUCAACGAUGUGAAACUGAAAACGAGGCUUGCGUGUCAAGUGUGGAAAUCAGAAACUGCGUUGGAACAGGCAAUAGAAGAAAAAGGGCAUCGAACACAGAACUUCUAAUAGUGCUAACAAUUCCAAUCUUGAGUAAUGGAACGUUUGAUCUUGCUGCUUAUUUCGCUACGUCAGUCAUGUCAGAGAGUUUACUAGAAGCCGUUACUUCAAUUUCCGUUCUUGAACAAACCAUUCAAGAUAUCCUAGAUGAUCCGGGCCAGUAUACAGCAGAAGUAGAUGGUGUUACUUACACGAUCAUUGGUAACACAGUUGUUGUUACGACAACCACACUCUGUAAUAGCGGCGAAGUUGCUGUUGGAGCUGUCUGUGCCGAAUGUCAGAAAGGAACCCAUGAGUCAAACGGGUUUUGUGUUUAUUGUAACGGGGGAACUUACCAAUCAAUGGUUGGGCAAAGUACAUGCACGGUAUGCCCUGGUGGCGGAACAACAAACACCAUCGGUGCCAGAAGUGCCAGCGAAUGUAUAUCUUUACCGGAAGAACCGAAAGCUACUGAUCUGACAACUAUAAUCAUCGUCGUGGUCGUGGUUGUUCUAGGUCUUAUUGUAGUCUUCCUUCUCACAUUAAUUGCUAGAAGAUUCUACUUGGGCGCUAAGGAUCGCGAAAAGUACGACAUGGAAGCCGAUAGGAUUUCCCUUUACACUGAUUUUCCGGAUAUAGCCUACAAUGUUUACUUCAAACGCCGACAAGUACUUGGAUUUGACGAAAAGGGUUAUCCAGUAAUUGCAAAGACAAAAUACCAAGCCAAUGGCACGGUUAAAAGGGAUAAACCUGAAGUAGAAACAAUGGAAGAAGGACGAACCUCGCAAAUAUCGAACCAGGAACUUAAGGGGAAAGAAGACGAGCACGUGGGACCGUUUGACUAUGACCCCUACGCACUUUGGGCGGAUGGUACAUUUGUUAACCCAUAUGAGUAUCCACAAGAGGAUACAUUUGACUUCCCUAAAAUAGAACACGCAGUACGGUAUCGCGUACCCGGUCGUAAACAUUUACAGAACAGCUACCCAUUAUCGCAGUUUGGUUAUACAGAAAGUGCGCAUGGGCGAAGUAGAAAAAACUUACCACUUCCUGUAAACAUACCUAUACCAAAGAAAUUACCCCAACUUAUGUAUAGGAAACCGGACACGAUGUCUUUGACAGACAUUUUGAAAAGUCAAUACGGUUUUAGAAAGAUGCAAAAUGAGAAAGAAGAGGGUAUACCGUUUCCUUAUGUACAAGAAGAAACACCUGUUCCUCCGUUGUCACUUAAGAAACAACCAGGAAAGAAAAUCGUCACCAAGGGGAAAGGACGUAAAAUGUCAACUGCAAGUUCGGCCAUUCAGUCAACUCGAUCAGAUGAUGCGUCGUCACGUGCAAGAGUAAAAGCACCAAAGACAGCUAAGCUAUUUAAAGCAAGUUCUGUUAUGAUAUCAAAGCUAACAAACAGAUCACCGCGUUCAACAUCGGCAAUUUCACCGCGAUCUUUGCCAUCAACUGGAACUCCUUCGCCGCGCCCUGCAACAACAAUGGGUCGAUCUCCAAGAUCUACAGACAUUGACGACGACACUCCUCAUCCUAAGCCUUCUAGAUAUGUAGUACCGAAAGGUGGGCCUCUUCCAAAGAACUUACCUUUGCCUACAAAGUCAGCUCUGAAAGUUUCGAUUCCAGACGAACCUAGACCGGACACGGGAAUGACUACUGGCCGAAAAUCUGUUACUAUAAGAGAAGAUGCAAAUACUACGCGACGAUCGACGACAACGUCAAAUCUGCUUCGACCGGCAACUGCUGGGGCUCCACAGAGAACGCAUCCGCAGCCGACAACAGAGGCUGUGUCAGCCAGGGAGACUAUUGCUGCACCAUAUGCUGCAAAACCAAAAUCAAAUUUCAUGUCUACAUCGGACCACCCGAUGCCUUUGCCUUCAGACAUUACGGAAGCAUACAGGCCAACAUCAUCUUUCCAGCGGCCGAUCACUCCAGCGGAACAUCCCAGACCAGUUCUUCAUAGUGGUGUCACUGUAAAACGUUCCUCUGAGCACGCCAUGUUUUUCCCGCCGACAAAUAUAUCUUUCGAACAACAACCGCCCAUUGCGCACACAAUACGGCAAAUGCAACCACCGCCAUUCCUGAACAAAGUUAAACCAGAUGCACGCGUCAGACGAAACUCCAGCUUGAAGCGUGCACGUUUUGAAAUGGGUGAUAAUUCCGAAGAAAGCUCAAUGAAUGGCUCGUUUUUCCUGACCGAAUUACCAGAAGAGCUGUCGGCAUCAAGAGCAUCUUUAGCCGGCUCAUUGUUAUCAAGAACAAGUAAAACUUCCAAGAAGCCAUCGCCCCCACCGGACUAUCAUUCUUCCAGGCAAGAUACACUUAUAGAAAUAUCUUCAAUGAGUAAUUUUGAAGAGUAAAACUUUCAUAGAACUCCUUGAUCGGUUGUGUCAAUAACAACUAACUGUUUGAGAAAAUAGUAUUUGGUUCCUUUUGUAAGAAUAAAAAAGAGGCAUUUUUUUCUCGUCUACACUUUUUAUUUUCAUGAUCAAUGAAAGAAACGCACACACUGACAAUGUACAAAUAUUCCAAAUAUACUAGCUAGUACAAAUGUUUCCAUUAUAUCGAAAGAGAUGAUAUCUUCUGUGGAGAUUUAAUGUUGGUAUCCUUGCGACUAAUAAAAGGAUUACUUAAUUCCGAAAGAAAAGAAAAGAAGAGAAACAUCAUUGAAAACAUGUGUCUAUGUCAUACCCAGAAUGAAAACAAUUAAUUUAAGUACAUUAUUUGUGCAAACACUAUGUAUAACAAUCCGAUGUGUCCAAUAUGAAUAAAUAGCUCAUGUAAUUUUUACAAUCCGUAGUGAUGUUGAACAUUUUACAAUGUGAUAACGCAACAACAAAAAUAUUUUGUUUGUAUCUUAUUAAAAUAUCAACACAAUUAUUUGUAUAUAAUAUAUCGAGUGAGUUAUGUUUAAACCAUUAUGUACAUACAACAGAUAUUAUUUUUAUUUCAUAUAGAACACUACACAUUGUUGAUUUGAUAAAGGCACAUCAUGUCUCAGAAUGAAUAAAUCUUUACUUCUUUAGAAAGGGCACACAUGAAUAUUUCAACGUUGAAAUAAGUGAGAUGCUUAUCCCAUGAAGAACGUUACGAUAAUUGUGAAAUACUUUGUUAUAUGAAUAGCAAAAUGACCUCCAAACUGUACUAAUUGCCAAACAGCAACAGAUGAAAUAGAUUUUUCAGGUACUUAGCCAAUGAGUUACUUUUCGGAAACAAUAGCUGAACACCAAGCAUUAAAAGCUUUGGAGAAAUAAAAAAGGAGCAUUUCUGAGGUAUAAUGGGCCUUCUAUGUAAUAUUGCAUAGUAGAUAUUUAUAAAAUCAAAGAUGUGUAUGUAAUGCUUAAUGGGAUAAGCAGAGAAGUACGCAACUUCAUAUAUCUUAACGAAUAAGUAAAUAUUGACUUAUUGCGGAUAUUUUCGUAAUACCCCGGAGUUGUUCUCGCCUUUUGUACCUAUUUUUUAGCAUUUUGUCACGUGAGAGGGCGUUUUCAAAAUUUCAAGGUGACGUUAAAUGGAUAAGUAUCAACAUGACGUCUUCAUGGGCCUUGGUCAUUAGUUAUUGUAUAUUCUCAUUUUAUAUGAUGUUAUGAUAUACAUUGCAAUAGUGUCGUUACUCAUAUCUUUAUAUACAAAGUGUCACAGAAUUGAUAAGUCGGGCCGUUUCUCAAUUUUUGUAAACUCUUUAAACUAUCACGGUCUUAAUAUGUCGGAUAGUUUCUCAUAUUUUUGUAGACUCUGUAUACAAAAUGUCACGGCUUCUUUAAAUCGUGUCGUUUUUCAUAUAUUUUUUGUUAACUUACUACAAUGUUAUAUGAUAUAUAUGGGAUGUCUUUUUUCAAAUUUUUGUUCAUUUUUUACAUAUGAUACCAAAGGACAUAGUCGUUCUUUUUGCUGACUUAAUACACAAAAUACCAUAUGAUGUAAAGGAUGUCCCGUCUCUCGUACUUUUUGUAGACUCGAUACACUGAUGUAUCACGUGAUAUAAAUGUAUAAGGCGUGCCACUUUUAUAAUAUUUUUUAUAUCAUUUAACAAUAGUUUUAAUCAAGUAUCUAUUAUGAAAAUAAGAGAUCCUUUUAUCUGUUGAUUUUUGUAAAGCAUAGAACAAUCUUUGGUAUAUGACAUAAUGGUUCGCAGGCAUCGUUGUUUUAUUUGCACAAUUUUCUUACUUUGUAUAAUUAUUAUGAUAAAUUUCUUUAAACAGUAUGCUUAUUUGUUUGUAAGAUAUUAAAUAUUAUGUUUUU